AUGAAAGAUUUUAUGGCUUUUAAAUCCCAAUCUGGAGAGGUUUACGGUAAUAAAUUGAUUUGCGAAGCAGUUGACAUUACCAUUGACCCAUUACAUUGGUGGUCUGCAUUCUGUAAAGGACAACCUUUACAGAAUAUUGCAUUUAAGCUGCUAUCAUUACCUGCCUCUUCAGCUGCAGUUGAGCGCAGCAAUAAAGAAUAUGCACUGCAAAAAACAAAAAAACGUAACAGGCUAUCAGAUGCUCUAUGUGCAACAGUAACAAAAGUUGCUUAUAAUAUUAAAGUACAACAAUCUGUAAAAAAGAAAAAGAAGCAGGCUCAUACAGCGCUCCAGUUCUCCAAUGGUCCUAUAGAUAUGAACUUUUCUUCCAUUAUAUCAUUAAAAGAUUCACAACCACCUCAUAAGAUCCAAAGAACUGACACGGUAUCUUUGGUAUCUUCUUGGGAUAGCUCUGAUUCAGAAGUCACAGAAGGUUUUGAAGAAUGCAAUAGCAACGAAGAAUAUAAUAAACAAGAAGAAGUUGAUUUUUGA
Hydra vulgaris (swiftwater hydra) is the source of this 531-nucleotide messenger RNA. RefSeq lists its product as uncharacterized. The record is from RefSeq and is a predicted model, not a curated record. Gene Ontology annotation, molecular function: protein dimerization activity. NCBI's taxonomy places the organism in Eukaryota, Metazoa, Cnidaria, Hydrozoa, Anthoathecata, Hydridae.